Molecule: messenger RNA, 6319 nt
Organism: Dromaius novaehollandiae (emu)
Lineage: Eukaryota; Metazoa; Chordata; Aves; Casuariiformes; Dromaiidae
Gene: MMRN1
Product: multimerin 1
Exons: 8
Coding region: 110-3703 (1197 amino acids)
Molecular function (GO): protein binding; calcium ion binding
Source: RefSeq, a predicted model, not a curated record
UCUGGAUAGGCUCACUGUAUGAGCAGCAGCUCAGGGGAAGGAAGAAGCAGCAGGGUCCUUGCUUGGGGAGUACAUGUGAGAGAUCUUGUAGCCUUUACAAACCAGCAGAAUGAAGGAGGUAAUUUUACUGCUUGUAUUACACUUACAGAGUGGCAGUGGUGGAGCUAAUACUCCACACAAGCUCUGGACCACAGCUCUGGGUGGCAAAACCCAGACAAGUCCCUCAGACUUGGCUCCGUCUCCUACUGCAGUGCAUGGCUCUGUAAACCCACUGACAAUCGUAGAGUCUCCCCAUUUUGAGAUCCAAGCUGGCAAAGAGAGUAUAUUACAGGGACCCACUUUGGCAUCUUCAGGCAAGACUCUGGGACAGAAAGCAGUGAAGAAAACCUCCAGUCCUACAACCUCUACUCCUACAAGCCAGUCAAAUGGACACAGUGACAAUGACAAGGAUAAGAUCAGAAGCUCAUCUAGCAGCAAUGGAACAUCUCUACAGGGCAAUCCUAGAAAGGCCCCUCUUUUGCAAGAGGUCACUAAAAGCCAGGAUUCAGCUACAGGGAACAGAUCUCUCAAGCAGUCAGCCCACAACACUGAUAUCACCAGCACCCCGCAGGAUGUCAGCUUCAAAGCAUCUGGCUUUGCAACUACCAGAGGAAAGAACUGGUGUGCUUAUGUCCAUACCAGACUCUUACCUACAGUGGUAGUGGACAACCUGGAAACCUUCUCAUCAGGCAGAGUGAAGCCUUGCACUUGGCUUACUGGAUCUUGUGCUCAGAGGUCUCAGACAGCAAUGCUUCAAGCCUACAGAAUCAAACAUAAAAUAGUGACAUCACUAGAGUGGAAGUGUUGUCCUGGGUACAGCGGACAAAACUGUCAGCCCAAAACUCAACAAGAAUUACUUAUACAUAGCAACCAGGCUGAAAGCAGCAGAACUGUCAGUGAGAGAACACCAGGAGCUCCACAGGACCCCAGUGAGCCAGCACUUACUCAAAAAAUGAAUGAGAAGAUUAGCAGCCAGGAGAUGAAACUGACUUUUCUACAGAAGAAGGUUGACAACAUUGCUGCUGCCAUGAGUGAUGUGAGCAAGAUGCUUUCCUCUCUGGAAGGCAAAAUCAAUGAAGAUAAGGGCAGAGACUUCCAGUCUUUUCUGAAAGGUCUCAAAUCCAGAACUAUUAAUGAAUUCAUUAAAGACAUUGUCAAAGAACAGUUAAAAGUAUUUCGAAAUGAAAUGCAAGAGAGCAUGGCGCAAAUUUUUAAGUCUGUGUCUAGUUUAUCAAUAGAUCUUGAAAGUACAAAAGAAUUAAUCAAGCAUUUGAAUGAAACCCAAGAAAAACUUGCUCAAGAGAAAGACAGUGGGCCAACAAGGCUUGAUAUUCUGGAGCUAAAGAGCCAUAUGGUGCAGAUAAGAGAGGAAAUGACCCUCACUUGUGACAAGCCUAUGAAAGCUCUACAGGUAAAGCAGAAAUCCUUAGAAGAUAACUUGGAGCAUCAGCGGUCAAGAAGCAUCAUUUACUAUGAAUCUCUAAAUAAGACCCUUACUGAAAUGAAAGAUGUGCACGAACAACUGCUGUCAGCUGAACAGUCUUCAGGCCAAAACAUCCCUUCAGCAGAUAAAGUCGCAGAGUACAAUGUUACAGAGUACAUGUUCACGCUGCAUGAGAAAGUAAAGAAACAGGGCCUGAUGGUGCUGCAGAUCUAUGAUGACUUAAGAGUCCAGGAUAGCAAGAUCAGCAAUCUCAGUAUCGCACUGGAAAUUCAGAAAGACUCUAUUCUGGGAGUCUGUGAUGACAUGUUGUCAGUGUGCAGAAAGGGUUUCCAAACACAGCUGGCAGCAACCCAAGAGAACGUUCUUGUCCUAAACAGAAGUCUCUCUGACCUGAUCCUUCCAUUGGACAAUAAGAUGGAUAAAAUGAAUGAGCAGAUUAAUGAUUUGUGCUAUGAUAUGGAGAUUCUGCAACCCUUGAUUGAACAAGGGGCACCGUUUAGUCUGACUCCAGAAUAUGAACAACAAAUUGAAGCUGAAGCAAUCAACAAGAAGCUCGAAAACCUGACGACUGUCAUUAACAAAAUGAGUUCUGCAAUGAAGGAACUUUCCAAAACUCAGGAAGGACUUCAAAAUGAAUCUCAGGCUUACCAGGAACUCUUUGAGAGUCGUAUUAAUGAGUGCUUCAUGGAACUAGAAGAUGGAUUAAACAAGACCAUGAUAGUUAUAAACAGUGCUGUUGACUCUAUUCAAGAUAACUAUGUACUGAAAGGUACACUAAGUGCUCUGAAAAAUGAGACUGAGGUCUGCUGUGGCAGAGCUGAGAAGCUGGACAGCCUUCUGGCUUUCAUUCCCCAGUUCCAACAGUUGAAUGAAUCCCUCUGGAUACUGCUCACUGACAAGAAAAAGCAUGAAUUCAUUUCACAAGUAGCUCAGUCCCUUUCCAGUUUUCCGUAUGAGGGGGCUGAUAAAAGUAUCCUCCACAAUUUCAGAAAAGUUUACUAUAUUUUAAAUGAAACUUCAUCAAAAGUAGACAAUCAGCAACAAUAUAUCAGCCGCCUGGAAGAAAAACUAUUUGACUCCGUGGAGGAAUCAAAGGACCACGAAGUUCGCCUCCAGAGUGUGGAGUCAAAAAUUUCUAAGUUUUUGGCAAAUAACUGUAUCUCACUGAAAAAAAACAAAGCUGCUUCAACAGAGAAAGAGCAAAUGGUCUCACUUCAGCUCCAGACACUCAGUUCUAGGGUUAAGGCCCUGGAAGCCAAGUCGAUCCGCUUCUCAAACAGCAUGCCACUUCUGAACAAGACUGCUCACGAGGCCUGGGGCCUGUGUCAGGAUACCGCCAGCAGCAUCCAAAAAGUUAAUGCAAGUUUACCUGUGCUAAUUAAACUUGCUCAGCCAGAUAUCCCCCUGCUGCAGAGAGGCUUCAAAGAGCUCAUUGAAUCUGUGCUUGAAAUAAAAGCAGAGACUAUCCUGAAGAACUUAACCCUGCAUGUUGACGUAUUGGUGGCAAGUGCAAUGAACAACAUCACCAAACUUCAGAAACAGGUGAAACCAGCAAUAAAGAAACCGGCUCCGGGGAAAAAAGGCACAGCAAACUUCACCAUGAGCCUGGCAGGCCGAAGCCAGAGAAACACAGAUAAUACUAUAGAUUCAGGACAAUAUUCAGCCUGCGUCAGUUCCCCCUGCCAGAAUGGAGGAACCUGUAUCAAUGACAGACAGAGUUUUAUCUGUGCUUGUCGCCACCCCUUUGGAGGAGUCAACUGCAGUGUGAAGUUGGUGGAUGACAAUUCUCUGAAUGUAGAUUUUUCGAAAGGAUCAUACAGAUAUGCACCCAUGGUGGCUUUUUUUGCCUCUCAUACCUAUGGGAUGACAACACCGGGACCGAUCAGAUUUAACAAUCUGGAUGUCAACUACGGAGCAUCAUAUGCCCCAGCAACUGGGAAGUUUCAUGUUCCAUAUCUUGGGGUCUAUGUUUUUGAAUAUACCAUUGAAUCAUUUAGUCCACAUGCCUCUGGCUAUCUGGUCAUUGAUGGAAUAGACAAACUCACUUUUCAGGUUGAAAAUAUUAAUAGUGACAAGUAUACUGACAGAAUAAUUGCUGGAAAUGCUUUAUUAGAGUUAAACUAUGGUCAGGAAGUCUGGCUCAGACUGGCAACUGGCUCUAUCCCUGCCAAGUAUCCACCAGUCACUACAUUUAGUGGUUACUUGUUGUAUCGUACCUAAAUCACUCAUAAAUGUAAACAGCUACCAUCUUAUGAAGAAACUGGCACAUGAAUUUGUCUUUACCUUUAAAUACUUUCCGUCUUUCACAACAGUAAGUUUCUGAAAGUAAUCAGGUCAAUGGCAUUUCAGGUUUCUCUUGCGCCGAUUCUCCAAGAAUUCCUUCUGUGUAACCAUGUGCACAUCUACAAAGAGAGUCCACAGGUUAGGGACAGGGGGAAAAUAAGCAUCCUCCUUGGACAAGUGUGAGUGGGAAUCCCUAAUCUAAUUAUGUUCUGCAUUUACAUUGCAUAACAUAUACUUACACAAAGCAGUUGAGAAUCGUUUUUCAAGACAAAUCAAAGCUGCUUUUGAUUAUUCCUUUGCAACUUAAAAUUAUGCCAAAGGUGAUGGCUAGGUCUUGAUGAUUCAGAUGUUGUGUUGCUACUUAUCUCAUUGUAUCAAGUGAAAAUUAUAUAUAUAUAUAUAUAUUCCUUUUGGAAAAAAUACUAUUUUUCUUGUUUUGCCUCACAUUUUUCAACAAAUAUCUUGAUACAUUAACAUUUAAUUGGUUCUCAAUUUUGCAUGUAAACAAUAUUAUAGUGAACUGCUUUUUUAUCUAGCAGAACAAAAAGCAUAAGAGGCAGUAUUUAAAGCUGCAUAUAGAUAAGUUCAAACUAGAAAUAAGGUGUGCAUUUUUUAUAGUGAAAAUAAUUAGUCGUGGGAAAAACAUGACAGUGGAUUUGGUGGAGACUGUUGCUUGAAGCAUUUAAAACAAAGCUGAAUUUUCUUUAGGUGAUAUGCUUUUGAGCAAACAUGGUUAUAUGGGCUUCCUGCACAUUUUAGUAUGUAAAUUUUGGCCUAUAAUGUACACAAGGUUAAAUGAGGUAAUCAUAGUCCUUUCUAACUUUGAAUUCUAUAAAUCUAUCAUCUUAUUUGUUUCUGCAUCAUAUUCAUUAACUGCUAAGGCAAACUGAAAUGAACUCCAGUCUACAUAAGCCAGGACAUGAUUUUCAAGAGUCAGUCCAAUAAAAACAGCAUUUUCAGAUCACGCUAUGAACGCCUGUAUGCCUAAAAUGGUAGCAGCUUAAACAACCUUGUAGAUAAAAAUAAGAUGACUGAAUUUUAUGUUCUUAUACAAGCAAAUGCCAUGACUAAUGUAAAUGAUGAGAGAGUGAUGGCCUGGUCAAAUUUUACAGUCAGUCGGAUCUUAUUCUUUCAUAAGGAACACCAGGCAGUGUGGUUCAUGAUCUCUUAAUUUUUUGCAUUCUGGAUUUAUUAAAUAUUUGCACUGCUGGAUGGUGGGUCAGGCCUUCAGUUAUUCUUAAUCAGCAUGUUCCAGUGAACUGUAGCAACUUAAAGAAGCUGAAAAUGCUUUGAAGCUCUCUGAAUUACAUUGUUUUCCAUUGCCAGGAAUUCCUCUUUAACAUAUAUGUUAAUCUUCAGCUUUGCUCUCAGUAUUACUUUGUUAUUGUACUUUAUCAGAUCUUAAGAAAGAAGAUGAACAUCCAAGAAAUGAUUGAAAGAGAAUUCUUCCAUGCUUUAUAUACUGGGUAAAUAAUCCACAACAACUUUCCUCAGAUGUGUAAAACUAAGUAGACUAGACUUUGUUAUUCAAAAUUAAAAUGCAUGUUCUUCACCACAAAAAUAAUUUGCAUUGGCUUCUGAAGCUUGUCUGUGGGCAUGUGCCAGUGUGCUUCAGCUGCCUGAACUAAGGAAGCACACAAGAUUGACAUUGUUCUCUCUCCCUCAGAGAGUGGCAUCCUACCAUGACCUGUGGUUUAGGACAGCACUUUGAGCUUGAAACGGAGGCUUUUCUCUUACGUAGGCAAGAUUUGAAAGCCUCUUAUGUUUGUGCUGAGCAUGAAUAACCUUUCUGGGCCAAACCAUACCACUUGCUCUGUCAAAGCACAGAGAGAAGUCUAUGGAAUGAGACCUGCAAGCAUGGGUCAUCCUGGAAGUGGACAGUAUUAGGUGUGUCUGUACAGCUGGAUACAGUAUUACGUUAUAUUAAAUCUGCCUCCACAUCAGCAUGUUUCUCUCAAUGAUAAAGGCUUGUUUCAUAGAAAUCGACAUCCCACAUUACACAGUAAGCAUAAAUCAAGUGAGGGGUUGUUCAGCCUGUUGGGAGAUGAAGCGACUCAAAGCAUCCUGUGGCAGCAACCACAGCAACAGGAGAUCCUGCAUAGCCUACCCUCAAAAUUAAGGCUGCUCUUAAACACUGGAAAUCCCAAGGGAAGGAGGACAGCGUUAUCACCAUCUGCUCUAAUCUUGGGUUAAUCCUGCUGCAGAAUAGGAAGCCUGUUUGGACUAGGGAACCUCAUAAAGCCUACUAUAGACUAAUUUGUCCAAUUGCAUUUGUUUUUCCUCUGAAUCCUGUGAUCUGAAAGAAAGCCUCUUAUCGUUUCUUUGCCCACAUCAUCCAGUUGGUUACAUGACCGAGAUUCAUGCUCUGUUCUGAAAGGCUUACUUGGAUUUCAAGGGAGGCAAAAAUUUUGAAUAAAAGCCUAUUUUCUGAAGCCCUAAAUCCACUAAUUAGUUGUUAAUGGGUCUUACAGCACAUAAAUAGUCAUAAGAAUACCAUGUUUCGUUGAGCUGUCUGAAAUAAACAGAGACACCACACUCGGUGUCAACUGCAAA